GUGAGGAAACAGAGUAAAUUAUUAUAAAUGGUGGAAUGAAGUGCUAAUCUAUGGGCUCCGUGCCGAGCGGGAGAGAGUGCGUGCACUCUCUGGAAGGAGUGGCGUCCACAUUCUGCUGCCCGUUCACAGGGUGACCUGGUCUCACCCACAUUUUGUCUGUGCAGCAAACACGGAUGGGCAGCACCUCACCAUGCUGCUUGUGGGCUGUCCUUUGCUGCAAGGUGAGCACUGUCCUGGUACUGCAUCCAUGAUUUUUCUGCAAAGAAAUGUGAACAGAGGUGAAAAUAAUCAACACUAUGUUGGAACCACAGGUACUGUUGCCCUGCUGAAUACCAUCUGUGGCAUUGCUGCCAUCGUAUGCAUCCACUGUCAUGCUGUCUGUUGUUGCACGUGUGAGAGAAGGAUUGACAUCCUGAGCUUUUCUGGGUGUUUUCACAUGGUGCCGGUGAUCCUUUUCAAAGAGAGAGGAUCUGACGAGCUUUUGUCCAGCGUCUCCAAAGGCCCGUGUAUAAUGAGUGCCACCGCCAAUGGCAGUGACAGCAAGAAGUUCAAAGUUGACAUCAGGGGCCCCACGGUGCCAUCCAGGGUAAUCCAUGUCCGCAAGCUUCCCAGCGAUGUCAGUGAGACUGAAGUCAUAGCCUUGGGCCUCCCCUUUGGAGCCGUCACCAACUUGCUGAUGCUGAAAGCCAAGAACCAGGCUUUCCUAGAGAUGAACUCAGAGGAUGCUGCACAGACCAUGGUGGGCUACUAUUCCACGGUGCCACCCCUCAUCAGGAACCAUCCAAUCUACAUCCAGUUCUCCAACCACAAAGAACUCAAGACUGAUAACUCCCCGAAUCAAGUGAGGGCCCAAGCAGCUCUUCAGGCUGUAGGUGUGUCCCAUAUGGACACUGCUAUGGUGGCCCCCAGUCCAGUCCUGAGGGUGGUGGUGGAACACUUGGCAUACCCAGUCACUCUGGAUGUCCUGUACCAGAUCUUCUCAAAGUUUGGGACUGUGUUAAGGAUCAUCACCUUCACAAAGAACAGUCAGUUCCAGGCUCUGCUGCAGUAUCCUGAUGGAUUGACAGCCCAGCAUGCUAAACUGUCUCUGGAUGGACAAAACAUCUACAAUGGCUGUUGCACUCUUAGAAUCAUCUUCUCCAAACUGACGAGCCUCAACGUCAAAUACAACAACGACAAGAGCCGCGACUUCACACGACCUGACCUGCCGACCGGAGACACCCAGCCUGUUCUGGAGCAUCCGGCCAUGGCCGCAGCCUUCACUCCUGGCAUCAUUUCUGCGGCGCCGUACACUGGAGCGACUCAUGCUUUCUCACCUGCCUUCACUAUCCAGCCUACAGUGUCCUCCCAUUAUCCAGGCCUGACGGUCCCAGCUCUGCCUGCAGCCUUGGCUUCACUGUCCCUGCCUGGUGCUGCCAGGCUGGGCUUCUGUCCCGUUUCCAUGGGAAACUGUGUCCUGCUGGUCAGCAACCUGAACCCGGAGAGAGUUACGCCCCACUGCCUCUUUAUUCUCUUCGGUGUUUAUGGCGACGUGUUGAGGGUGAAGAUUCUGUUCAACAAGAAGGAAAACGCUCUGGUUCAGAUGACUGACGGCACUCAGGCUCAGCUCGCCAUGAGUCACCUGAACGGCCAGCGGCUGCACGGGAAGCCUCUGCGUGUCACGCUGUCCAAACACGCUACUGUCCAACUUCCCCGCGAAGGCCACGAGGACCAGGGCCUCACCAAAGACUACAGCAACUCCCCUCUGCACCGCUUCAAGAAGCCUGGUUCCAAGAACUAUUCCAACAUCUUUCCUCCCUCAGCGACCCUUCACCUGUCCAACAUCCCUCCUUCUGUGGUUGAGGACGACCUCAAGCUGCUGUUUGCCAGUUCAGGAGCCAUGGUCAAGGCCUUCAAGUUCUUCCAGAAGGACCAUAAAAUGGCUCUGAUCCAGCUUGGUUCAGUGGAGGAAGCCAUCGAGUCUCUGAUCAACUUCCACAACCAGGACCUGGGAGAGAACCAUCACCUGAGGGUGUCCUUCUCGAAGUCCUCCAUAUGAGCCUGUGGAAUGCUUCUCUCCAGACUCUGGUGUCCACAGCACUCCAAACAUUCCCAUCAAUCUUAAAUUAUUAUUUUAUUAUUAUUUUUGUUGUUGUUGUUUUUGGGGACUGAGGUCACUUUAAAAAAAAAAAAACAAAGUUCUGAGGUUAAUCAGCAACAUUACUCAUGAACGCUGAGGCGCUGAGCCCGUCCCUGUGCCUUAAUCCCCUCAGACAGUUUACAUGCGCUCGCUUUUAUCUUUGGUCCUGUUCUUUUUACUGUAGCUUGGAACAUGUGAGCGGGUUCAGUUUUAGCGGGUUUUCUGGGUCCUUUCCUGGAAUUUUCACUGAUGCAUCACGUCUUAUUCAAAUCAGAUACUGUAGCAUAUUUGAAUCUUCCUCAGCAUUCUGCCUUAGUUUGGUUCCCAGAUGCGCACUGGCAGGUGUGCUGGUUGUUGUUGUUUUUGUUUUUUUGUGGUUAUUGAAUCUUGUAUUCUGGUUUUCUUUAUUUAUAACAUUAUGAUCCACUACAGCUGAAACCAAAAACUGCCUUUAAGAUGCAAAUCCACCUGCCUCAGGUUUCUGGUUUUAAGGAGUAAAAAAACAAAAUUGAAUGAACUGUUUUUCCUGUAAGAAUCUGUUAUUUUUUUAGGCACUUAAUUGUAUUAAGUUGAUGGCUCGCGGGAUGGGCGGGGCAUAUUCAGAUUGGAUGUGUUUGGUACCUUCAGGCCUGAAAUUGUUCUCAGUCCACAAAGAUGUCACAGAAGAUGCUGCUUUGGUUGGUGGCAUCGAUAUUCCAAGUGUCACGGAAACUGGUUUUCACCAGCAGGAAAAAGCUGAUUAAUUGACACGAUGAAUCUCAGUGAUCCCAUUUAAAAAGCCCGGGUCUGUGUCUGCGUGGGGCUCCACCCACAUCAGCCUCUUCAGGAUGGAUGUCCAUU
Thalassophryne amazonica is the source of this 2959-nucleotide messenger RNA. RefSeq names its product polypyrimidine tract-binding protein 1-like. The coding region runs from base 191 to 2038 and encodes 615 amino acids. Gene Ontology annotation, biological process: mRNA processing; regulation of RNA splicing; regulation of cell differentiation. Gene Ontology annotation, molecular function: mRNA binding. The record is from RefSeq and is a predicted model, not a curated record. NCBI's taxonomy places the organism in Eukaryota, Metazoa, Chordata, Actinopteri, Batrachoidiformes, Batrachoididae. Gene Ontology annotation, cellular component: nucleus. The transcript is spliced from 14 exons.